GAUAUCUUUUCGACUUGAAGUUUUUCCGCCGGUGAUGAGAGGUCCUACAACACCAUAUCGUUGCGUUAUUCGUGCAUCCUCACCACAAUGGCCGCGCCGCAUAUCAAGCAGCAGCAGAUCAUGUUCGGCUCUUACAACCCAUGUUUCCAAGCGCUGUAUGGCUCGCUAUGAUUCUAGAUUCGUCCAAUCGAGAUGUACCAGUGCUGCGUCAUCCACUACAACUGCGACUAUUAAUGCUACGACGGCUGCGGAAUCUACGACGGCUGCGACAUCCGCGACUCCUGGACAGAUCAAUACCUCCCAACAAAAGCGAACCACACAAGCGAACGAGAAUUAUCAAACGCAGGAUCAAAAGCUGCCGUUACCGCCGAUUCUAGAUCCAGUUGCGCAAGAGGCAACUCGCAAGUAUCGCGCGCCGAAACCGCGACCGGAGAAUAAUAAGCACGAUAGGACGCCUUUUCAACAAAAACUUGCUCAGAAUCCAUACGCAAUAGCAUUAUCCACCCCCAUACGCAUGUGCAGCGUCACAGCCACACGGUUACCGCGGUUCUUUUUGAUCAAUUACGGACUCAUUGCGCAUCCGACAACUGGCACCCCGUGGUACCUUCCCGAGAAUAUCGAAACGGUGGGAUCUCGGGGCAGCAGCCAGCAGCAAGCGGGAGCGGUGAAACCAGCAAACGGGGAAACAGAGAGCGAGGGUGUAAAAGAUGGCAAAGAUGAGAAUGUGCAAGAAAAGCGUGGAUUAGGGACAUAUGUGCUCGCACGACAAGACCUAUUGCGCGUACUCACGCACGCCAAGGGCCGCAGAUGGCAACAAAUCAUCCCCCAUCGACAACGAGAAAUGCUGAGAUCGUCAAUGAAGGAUAUCGUGUGGAGGAACGACAUGGAUGAAUUUGUCACGGUGCUUUUACGCCAAGUUGUUAUGCGCAGAUUGGAGAAUCUGGCGCAGUCGCAGGAAGCAGGAAACAACGUGACUCCUUUGUCACCCCUUUUGUCCCUGGAUUGCGAUGAAUCUUCUAUCAACAUAGGACUGUCAGACGGCGCCUGUCUAUUGUGGCUUGGUCCUCUUUCGUCGAAUCAGGAGACGACAGUCGCAAAUGACGGCGCACCGCAAGACAUGCAAGAAUCCGUCGAAGAAAAAGGAGAGCCUCAAAGAGCCACAAUCACAAUCGAUCCUCCAGUGUCCUUUUUCUCCAUAUUAUCCAUCGGAACCAAUAAAAAGCUCCCCGUAUAUAAUCUCGUUGCGCUGCUCGGAGAAGACAAUGUCCAGCAUUUGCGACAGGUUCGGCCGCCCGUGUACUCAUCAGAGUAUGCCCUGAUUAAAGACGGGAGCAGAAACGGUGCUGUUAACUCGCAGGCUUUGUUGUGGAGAUUAUAUGGCUACAUGGCGCAGAGGGAAGAUACGGAGGAAUGAGAUUGAGCCGGUUUCUCUCUCCCUCUCCCUCGAUCUCCUCCAUGUCUCUUAUUUUCUUCACUAAUUUGUCUUGUUCCCUUUCUUUCUUUCUUUCCUUCUCUAAAAUCCUUGGCUAUAUCUCAGUCUCCCUCUCGGACAGCACGCUAUACGCCAAGACCGGCUUGGCCAUUCCUCUCCCUAAACAAUCCCUUCUGAAAAUCCACUUUCGACGGUAUCACGCGGGACUUGAGAGUUACAUCCACGACA
Messenger RNA from Xylona heveae TC161, 1660 nucleotides. RefSeq lists its product as hypothetical. Lineage: Eukaryota; Fungi; Ascomycota; Xylonomycetes; Xylonales; Xylonaceae. The coding region runs from base 35 to 1414 and encodes 459 amino acids. The record is from RefSeq and is a predicted model, not a curated record. The transcript is spliced from 2 exons.